Dermacentor andersoni is the source of this 861-nucleotide messenger RNA. RefSeq lists its product as uncharacterized. NCBI's taxonomy places the organism in Eukaryota, Metazoa, Arthropoda, Arachnida, Ixodida, Ixodidae. The record is from RefSeq and is a predicted model, not a curated record.
CAUCAUCAUCAAGAGCAGCAGCAGUAACCCGAGCAAGCACGCGGCACUGACGUAGAAGAAGCACGAGUCUCGUUCCAGUCGGCUGUCGGUUCUGCACACUCCGGAAUAGCAGGAUCAAGAGAGACCGCGAUGUCGAACGAAAUCAGCAAGAAGAGCGAGCGACGUCGCCGCCACCACCACCGCCCGAAGAAGACGACGAGUGACGCUCCGGCCACGUUGCCAGUGACCGUCGCGUCUUCGACGGCUGGCUCGUUCCAGCCGAGCCCCGCGUCCCUGAGUGGCCUGGUCAGCCCCGUCUCGGGAGUGCAGUCGCCCGUCGUCCGCACGUCCUCGUCGGCGGAGAGUGCCAUCGCCGGGCAGCCGGCGAUGUCUUCGGGAAGUGCCACUCUCGGAGAACGGGCAUCGCCCGGCGGUGGCAGCGGCGGACACCCGGGUCAGGGAGGACUAGUGCCUGCGACGACGACUUCCACUUCAUCCGGCACCACCGCCGCGGUGCAAACACCGAAACCGAACGGCGAACAGCGCACCCAGCAGCGGCGGAAGCUGAAGUCCGAACGCGGUACGACGCAGGCGAAGAACCCUGCGAUGCACGGCGGCGUCACUUCGGCGGUCGCUGCAGCCCGGUCGAGCAUCGGCCACGAACCCAACGAGCCAGCUUCGGCCAAAGACCGCGACCGAAGCCAUGGUCGAGCACCCACUGGUUACUCGCACGCCGGCCAAACGCGUCCAUUCGAGCCGAGCAAAGGGACGUGCUUGCUGAAGACAAUAACGGGAACUAUGGGCAUAGCGACCUCGACGCGUGAUCCGACAGCCGGAGUUGUGGGCCACGUGCAGCAGGUUGGGAAAGAAAUGUUUCUUUGA